Molecule: messenger RNA, 3859 nt
Organism: Archocentrus centrarchus (flier cichlid)
Lineage: Eukaryota; Metazoa; Chordata; Actinopteri; Cichliformes; Cichlidae
Product: protocadherin beta-15-like
Exons: 1
Coding region: 165-2654 (829 amino acids)
Biological process (GO): homophilic cell-cell adhesion
Cellular component (GO): plasma membrane
Molecular function (GO): calcium ion binding
Source: RefSeq, a predicted model, not a curated record
GGCUGUAUGUGGGACUUUUUGAGUGAGGGAGUUAGAGAGAGAGAUGAAAAAGGGUUAGAGAGAGAGGAAUCCGAGCUGACAGCUUUCUUAAUAGAGCAUGAUUAACUCAGCUACAGAAGCAGGGAAUCGUAGAAUUGCAGCUGCAUUUUCAGUUCGGUAGUUGGAUGUAUGUUAACAAUUUAGCUAUAAUGUCGACAGUGCAUCCAUUUCUGAAGGAAUGUUUAUUGAUAAUGCAUCGGCUAAACUUAAAGUGGUGGCUGCAUUUUUCAUUUUUUGGCCUCCUUUUUGGUGCUUCGUUUGGAGAAGUCCGUUAUGUUCUUCCAGAAGAGAUGCAGACAGGCUCGGUGAUCGGGAACGUUGCGCGGGAUCUGAGACUGGAGGUGAGGGAUCUGGAGGCUCGUCGCGCCCGUGUUGUUGCAGAAGGAAAAAGCAAGCUGUGUGAACUGAACACUGCGUCAGGCAGUCUUUUGAUCAGCCAACGGAUAGAUCGAGAGGCGCUCUGCGCGCAAGCCACUGUCUGCAUUUUACAGUAUCAGCUUUUACUUGAAGAUCGUCUUCAAGCAUUCAGCAUAGUUUUGGAUAUUACAGAUAUAAAUGACAACAGUCCAGUGUUCCCUACUGGGGAGAUAAAACUGGAUUUAGUGGAAUCCACAGUUCUGGGGAGGCGCUUUCCCUUAGAGAGCGCGCAUGACCCCGAUCUGGGCACGAACUCUGUCCGUGAAUAUACACUGAGCCAGAAUGACAAUUUUGCACUGGAAAUGAGUAACCAAAUGAAUGGAAAUGCUUAUCCUGAGCUAGUUCUUAAAAAGGCAUUAGACCGGGAGGCACAAGCUGAAUAUAUACUAAAAAUCAGUGGAAUUGAUGGGGGAAAUCCGGCCAGAUCAGGAACUGCUUCUAUCCAUAUCCGUGUUUUGGACGCCAAUGAUAAUGUCCCGGUUUUCAGCCAGCGAGUCUACAAAGCCUUUGUGCCAGAGAAUUCAGCCAUCGGGACUGUCAUAACCACGCUGGAUGCCACGGACCUAGACGAGGGGGUGUAUGGGGAUAUAACGUAUUCCUUCAGUCACCUAUCUGACAAGUUGGGAGGUGUUAUUGAAAUUGACCGUCUAAGUGGAGAAGUUCGGGUGUCAGGUAUAAUCGACUAUGAAGAGGCUAGCUCACACGAGCUCGAUGCUCAGGCUAAAGAUGGCGGUGGUCAGGCCUCACACUGUAAACUUAUAAUUGAUGUGAUUGACGUGAACGACAAUAAGCCCGUGAUAGAAAUAAAGUCGGCCUCUGCUAACGUGGCUGAAGACUCAAAACCAGGGACUAUGGUUGCUCUGAUUAAUAUAUACGACUUGGACACUGGGAGCAGUGGGCGGGUCACUUGUGUAAUUUCAGACAAUGUUCCUUUUAAAUUAGUAUCGGAGGUAAAAAACUAUUACAUGCUGGUGACUAACGAAAUGCUAGAUAGAGAAGCGCAACCAGAGUAUAACCUCACAGUUACUGCCACUGAUGCGGGUUCUCCCCCACUUACUAGUGUAAAAGUUAUACCGAUCGUGAUUAGUGAUGUAAAUGAUAACCCCCCGACUUUCAUGCAGUGCGAGUACAGUGCCAACAUAUUGGAAAACCAACCUGUUGGCACGUUUGUCAUUAAAGUCAAAGCAGAAGACACUGACGACGGAUCUAACGCUAAAAUUCAAUACCAAAUAUCAAAGGACACAAACUCAGAUGUGUCAUCUUUCUUAACCAUCAACUCAGAUACAGGAGAGCUCUUUACAUCACGUCUCUUUGAUUACGAGCAAUCAGUUUAUUUCCAAAUUAAAGUGACCGCUAGAGACGGGGGCGGCCCUUCACUUUCUACCACCUGCACUAUAAACGUGUUUAUUAAGGACCAAAAUGACAAUGCACCUGUGGUCUUAUAUCCUGUCCAAAGUAGCGGUUACAUUGCUGAAGAUAUGGUACCAGCUGAAGCGCCUAGAGGCUACCUGGUUACUAAGGUGGUAGCUGUGGACGCUGAUUCAGGUCAUAACGCCUGGCUUUCCUACAGAAUAAUCAAAGCAACACGGCCUAACCUGUUUAUGGUAGAUCUGCAUACAGGAGAAAUCAGAACCACGCGAACAUUUAUGGAGGACGAUGAACCAAAACAAGCUCUUGUUGUUUUAGUAACGGAUAACGGGCCCGAAUCUCUCUCUGCCACUGCGACAGUCAGCAUAAUGCUGGGUGACGGGCUCCCUGUUUUAAGCGAACUUUUUGAAUUUGCAGAUGAAUCACAAAAGAGCGAUAACUUAACGCUCUAUUUGAUCAUUGCUCUAUCAACCGUGUCUUCUCUUCUCAUCCUUCUAAUCAGCGGAGUGUUUUAUUUUAAGCUCUGCCGGCGUGGCUAUGUUUACCGUUCAACCACAGCAAGUCUCCCUGUUUUCCCCACGACCUAUUGCCCCCCUAGUUUUACAGAUUUUAGCCGUUGCGGCACUUUGCUGAAUGAUGAGCGAUAUGAUUCCUUUAUGACCACCGGGUCGUGGAGAGGCGAUUUUCGUUUCGGAUCAAAUACAGACACCGACACACUUAAGAAAAGAAGUGCAGCCUAUCAGAAAAACACACUGAGGCGCCUCAGUGCAGACAGGGCCACUCUGAAGGUGAGGGCAGGUGCACCGCAUCCCUGUUAUGUGAUCAAAUAAGAGUCUGAGCAAAAAGAGAGACUUUCUUUUUGCUCAGUUUCAUGCUUUUGUUCCUGCACCCUUUUUGAACUUUUUUUCAGAUGUGCGUGUUUUCAUUAAUCAAAUAAGAGUCUGCCAUAAUAUGUUAUCAAAUAUGAACGGUGAAUUUGAGAUGGACAUUUUCACAUAUAUGUUUUAAUUGUUCUUUUUACUCAUGGUUCUAUAUGUAGUAAUUACUGAAAAUGUACACACAAUGAUUCUCCGUGGUCCAGUAGUUCUAAAAUAUGUUUUUUUUUCUUAUACGUGGAUGUAUUCGUGCAUGAAUAUGUUAUCUUUUGUAUACGACCUCAACUUCACCGCCACAAUGAGAUCUUGGACACAGGUGGCAGUUUCAAACAUAUAGGUAGUGAUUCUUUGACAUAUUAUUAGUUGUAGUAUCACACAAGUAUAACUAAAGUAUUUAUUGUAUCUUUAUAUAUUUUACUUGUGCCAGUUGUAUGUUUAGUCAGUUUAUUUUUGCUUUCUUUGUCCUUAUUAAUAUAUUUUAUUCUGUUUUUAAUCUAAUAAAAAACAAUAUUCUAUAUUUGAUGCUCUUUAUCAUAUCUGUGUUCAUAAAAGACACAACAUAACAUUAGUAGUAUCUCUUUACCUUAAAAGCACCAACAAAUAUUGAUCUUUCAGUAUUGAAGAACAUAUAUAACUGAUUAAAUAAAUUGGUUGAAAUGCCUCUUUUUCUGCAUUCAAAAUGCAGGGCUGACCUUUAUGACUUCUCCAUUCAUCACUAUAUCUUCUGAGAGUGAUAUAGUUGAGGAGAUGUAGUCUUAGGGAUACAUCUUUUGCUUUGUCAGUGCUAUAUUAGUUUAUGGCUGAGUAAAAAAAAUCUACUGUUUUAACUGUCCAUAUUUAAUUUACUUUUUUUCUUAUUAUUUUUCACUGUAGCCAACUUUUGACAAUGUUUUUAUCAUCAGUUCAUCAUCUAUUGUGUUUAACCACUUAUCCAACACAGGGUCUCAGGGCUCAAGCCUAUCCCAGCUCACAUAAAAUGAAAGGCAGGUACACCCUGGCAAGGUUGCCAGUAUUAUUGUUAUUUAUUUAUCUUUUUGGUCAUGUUUUUUUCACAAAAUAUUGUGACAGAGACAAAAUAAAAGCUUUUCACUACAUACCAUUUAUUGAACUAUAUGUGAACUAACUGUGUGCAUUUAAUGAAAAAUAAACUUUCAGAAAUU